This is a messenger RNA of Oenanthe melanoleuca, 2698 nucleotides long. RefSeq names its product cryptochrome circadian regulator 1 (gene CRY1). NCBI's taxonomy places the organism in Eukaryota, Metazoa, Chordata, Aves, Passeriformes, Muscicapidae. Gene Ontology annotation, biological process: circadian regulation of gene expression; entrainment of circadian clock by photoperiod; negative regulation of DNA-templated transcription. The coding region runs from base 345 to 2036 and encodes 563 amino acids. Gene Ontology annotation, cellular component: nucleus; cytoplasm. The record is from RefSeq and is a predicted model, not a curated record. Gene Ontology annotation, molecular function: FAD binding; DNA binding. The transcript has 12 exons.
GCGGGGCGGAGCGGCCGGCGCAGCCCCGCGCAGUCACAGGGCGAGCGGCGAGGAGGCGGCGGCGGCACGGACGGCGCUUUCCGCGGGCAGGGCGCCGCCACCGCCCAGCAGACGCUGCCGGACCCAGCGCUCCCACCUUUCGUCCCUGCUCUCCCCGGCGCGGGGGCUCCGCGGGGUGAUGCGUCCCCGCCGGGCGGCCGCUCCCGCCGUGUCCGCCGGAUCCUAGAGCCGUCCGCAGCGAGGCCCCGCGGGCCGCCCGCCGCCCGUCCGUGCUCGCCCGGCGGCGCCGGGCCAUGAGCUGCCCCGCGGGCGGCGGCGGUUCCCGCUGAGCGCCCGCACCCGGCAUGGGGGUGAACGCCGUGCACUGGUUCCGCAAGGGGCUGCGGCUCCACGACAACCCGGCGCUGCGGGAAUGCAUCCAGGGCGCCGACACGGUGCGCUGCGUCUACAUCCUGGACCCCUGGUUCGCCGGCUCCUCCAACGUGGGCAUCAACAGGUGGCGAUUUCUGCUUCAAUGUCUUGAAGAUCUUGAUGCCAAUCUACGGAAACUGAAUUCACGCUUGUUUGUUAUCCGUGGACAACCAGCAGAUGUUUUCCCCAGGCUUUUUAAGGAAUGGAACAUUGCAAAGCUUUCUAUUGAAUAUGAUUCUGAACCAUUUGGGAAGGAAAGAGAUGCAGCUAUCAAGAAGCUGGCCAGUGAAGCUGGAGUGGAGGUCAUUGUUCGGAUUUCUCAUACAUUGUAUGACCUAGACAAAAUCAUAGAAUUAAAUGGGGGACAGCCUCCUCUUACUUACAAGCGAUUUCAGACCCUAAUUAGUAGAAUGGAACCCCUGGAGAUGCCUGUGGAGACUAUAACCCCAGAAGUAAUGAAAAAAUGUACUACUCCAGUUUCUGAUGACCAUGAUGAGAAAUACGGUGUGCCAUCACUUGAAGAGCUGGGUUUUGACACAGAUGGUCUGCCUUCUGCAGUAUGGCCAGGGGGAGAAACUGAAGCUCUCACACGCUUAGAAAGACAUUUAGAACGAAAGGCGUGGGUAGCAAACUUUGAAAGACCACGGAUGAAUGCAAAUUCCCUUCUGGCAAGCCCUACGGGGCUUAGUCCUUACCUCCGCUUUGGCUGCUUGUCCUGCCGGCUCUUUUAUUUCAAGUUAACGGAUCUGUACAAAAAGGUAAAAAAGAACAGCUCCCCUCCCCUCUCCCUCUAUGGCCAGCUGUUAUGGCGUGAAUUUUUCUACACAGCGGCGACUAACAAUCCACGGUUUGAUAAAAUGGAGGGGAAUCCUAUUUGUGUUCAAAUUCCAUGGGAUAAGAAUCCUGAGGCUUUGGCCAAAUGGGCAGAAGGCAGGACAGGUUUUCCUUGGAUUGAUGCAAUUAUGACACAACUUCGUCAGGAAGGUUGGAUUCACCAUUUAGCCCGGCAUGCUGUAGCAUGCUUUUUGACUCGAGGUGACCUCUGGAUUAGCUGGGAAGAAGGAAUGAAGGUCUUUGAAGAGCUGUUACUUGAUGCGGAUUGGAGUGUGAAUGCUGGAAGCUGGAUGUGGCUAUCCUGUAGUUCCUUCUUUCAGCAAUUUUUCCACUGCUACUGCCCAGUGGGUUUUGGCAGAAGAACUGACCCAAAUGGGGAUUAUAUCAGACGGUAUUUGCCAGUACUCAGAGGUUUCCCUGCAAAGUACAUCUAUGAUCCUUGGAAUGCCCCAGAGAGCAUCCAGAAGGCUGCAAAAUGUAUUAUAGGAGUUAAUUAUCCCAAACCAAUGGUAAACCAUGCAGAGGCAAGCCGUCUGAAUAUUGAAAGGAUGAAACAGAUCUACCAGCAGCUUUCACGAUACAGAGGACUGGGUCUUCUUGCAACUGUGCCUUCUAAUCCAAAUGGAAAUGGAAAUGGUGGCCUAAUGGGCUAUUCACCAGGAGAAAGCAUUUCUGGUUGUGGUAGUACAGGAGGAGCUCAGCUGGGAACUGGUGAUGGUCAUACUGUUGUUCAGUCAUGUACACUGGGAGACUCUCAUUCAGGAGCAAGUGGAAUUCAGCAGCAAGCUUGAUUGGAAGAGAAGUUUACCACUCAAAGAACACAUGGGACAAAAUUCCUGCUACUCUGUAUUGGAGCUAAAGUGUUGUGAGAGUUCAUGUUCUAAAAUUACAUACUUUUUCAUAAAUUAUUUUCAAUUGUUCUCAGUUGUUGUAAACAAGUCCAAUUUUUGGAAUGCAUUAUUUCUAACUGGCAUUUCUAUGGUUUUUAACUUUUUAAUGACUCUUUCACAAAGGGCAAAUUGAGUUUUGUAUAUAAAGUAUUUGGUGAAGAAUUUGCUAACUUAUUGUAAAUAUAAAUAUUCAUGAUUAGUGAUAGACCCAUCAAUAUAUUUUUGAUAAUCUUUCAUGUAUAUGGUAGUAGGAAAAGCUAUAGUGCUGCUCUGAAAAACAGAUGAAAAUAGAAAGUUUGGAAGUUUUAAAAUUGUUAUUUUUAGAUUCCAUACUUGAGCUCUGUAUGAUCAACUUCAUAUUUUCAUAAUGUAAGUGCUUAGGACUGUGUUUAAUCAAAUACAGUAGUUGUAACCAUAAUUAAUCACAUCUGUAUAUAAAACACAUGCCAAUUUUAGUCGAGUUGUAAAAUUUUCAUGUAUAUGUCCAGUCCUUGUAUUUCUCAGUUGCCUUGUUCAGUAAUGACAUACCUUGUUAAUAAAAGAAAAUUGUAUAUAUAGAUAUA